AAUUAGUUGUGCCUUAGCUUGGCUACGAAUCACAUCUAUUUCGAUUUCUUUCAUGCUAUUUAUUUCGUUUUCUGUAAAGAAUUUUGGCAUUAUAAUAUUUUCUUCGGUUAUUUCAAGCUUCAAGUAAGCUUGAAAUUACAAAAAAAUGUUUUCAAGCAGCUCUCAUAUACAAUGUCCAAGAAGAAUGCCUCACUUGUAUACAUCUUCGAUAAUGAAAUGCUAUUUCAAUAAAAUAUUUCACUUAUCGAUUAUACACAAACGAGGAUAUAUUCCCCACUCAUGGGGAAUUAAAUGGAUUUAUGUUAUUUUGAGUUGUCUAUUCUUGACGAUAAAUGCGAACAUGCAACAAGUCGAACAAUGCAUGAAUUUUCCAACAGCAGGAUGGACAGUACCAAAAGGUGAAAUAAUUGUGAAAUAUGGCAACAACUUGCAAAUUUGGUGUAAUUUAAAUGAGACGUUUAUAGCUAAAGAAUAUUCGGGUACAAAUUCUUCGAAUAUCUUCUUCGUUCGCGAUAAUAUAACAGUAGAGCAGAAAUUCGUUACUAUAAUCAAUAAAACAACAGCACUAUUGACCAUUAAAUCGCCACCAGUCGGACAAUUUAAAUAUUUUUGCCAUUUGGAUGUACUUGGCAUAUUCAGAACUGUUUGUUUUAAUAAAGUUUUAGUUGCGUAUGGACCUCAACGGCCAAAAAAUUUUACUUGUAGAUCCUAUAAUUGGAAGAAUAUAACAUGUACAUGGGACGUAUCACAGCACUAUGUACCAACAACCCAUGAAUUAUUAUAUGUAAUACACACAACAGAAGGAAUAGAACCUGUUCCUUGUCCUACAGAAAAAGCGAAAAAUGAUUCUUGCACUUGGACUCAACAUACAUAUCCAACAUACAGGCAAACAAAAGAAAAAUAUGACUUCAUAAUGCACAUUCAAAAUAUGUUUGGCAGAAAAUCCUUCGUAUUUGAUACUAUCGAUCAUUUUGCUAUAGUUAUUCCUGCAAAACCUAGGCAUGUAUCGGUGAUUAACGAAACAUUGAAUAGUGCAACGUUAUGUUGGCAAUCUCCCUUUGCGAUGAACAAUUUUCCUCCUGGUUUAACUCAUAAAGUUAUGUAUAAGAAUCACCGGAAUCAUCAUGAAAACAAAUGGAAGAUUAUUAAUAUUGAUACGGAGCCUCUUUUGCACAAGAGAUGUUCUACUCUUACCGGAUUACACGCUAAUACCGCGUAUGAUGCACGUGUUUAUUUAAGAAGCGCCAAGGCCGUAGAAGAGAAUAUGUAUAGUGAACCCGCUGUUACUAUAUUCAAGACAUUGUUAACGUCACCUAGCUUUCCACCGCGAACCGAUAUUGGUAGCUUCGAAAUUGUCGAACACAAUGAAACUCGAGAUAUAUAUUUAUAUUGGCAAAUGAUAAAGCAAUAUCAUGAAAAUGGUGAUAAAUUUAAGUAUCACGUUAAGCAUGUGGAAGAAAAUAAUCAUCAAACAUUUCUCAAACCAAUCGAGAUAACCAAAACGUAUGCUAAAUUUGAAGAACUCAGCUUUAAUAAAUACCGAUUUGAGAUUUACUCGGAGAAUGAAGUCGGCAUUAAUAAGAAUUAUACAGAAAUUAUUAUACCUAAUCAAGGUGAGUUGCCACAUGGACCAAUAGAAUUUACAAUAAUGGCUUUCGAAAAAGGAUUGUACGAAUUGUCAUGGGUGCCGCCGAUAACUCAUGAAGACAUCACGAAUUAUACCAUUUUUUGGUGUGACAACCAACGCGAUCGUCCUUUUCAGUGCACAGGUUACUUGAACUGGACACAUGUAUCCAUGAAUACUACAGUCUAUAACAUAACGGUACCAAAUUCUAACAAAAUAUAUCAAUUCGCGAUUUCCGCUAAUACGAAUAAGGGCAGCAGCGGUAUGAUAUGGUCAUCUUGCACGGUGAUUCGCCCAAAAAAGAUCGACAAAAUGAAAUUCGUGUGGAUUAAUCGUAUUGAAUUAGACUUCAUCGAGGUUGGAUGGAGGUUUGACUGUUUAGAUCGUAUUGGAGUCAUCGAAGAAGUGAAAAUUUACUACUGUCCUACUGUGUCAGAGUUAAAUACCAAUUGCAAAGAACCCAAGCGCAAUAUUAGCGUCAAAUACGAUCCAUACAGGAGACACGGCACUGUCCAAAACUUAACGGCCCGUACUACGUAUAAGCUCGAAGUCACGAUAGUGACCAAGUAUGGUGAGAGUCAACCUAGGUCUUUUCAUGCACUUACUACUAAGACAAAAUGCAGUAUUUCGUCCUAAAAUGUUUGAUUUCAAAACUGUUGGAAAACGAUAUAAAUUUAGAGCCAUUAAUAUCGGUUCCAAUAAUAAAUAUUUAGUGAGACCUUGAUCUGAAAUUGGAGAAGAUAAUUGUUAUAGUAAUGAUCAAUAUUUUAUUAGAGAAGAAGACAAAAAUAAUUAU
Molecule: messenger RNA, 2420 nt
Organism: Camponotus floridanus (Florida carpenter ant)
Lineage: Eukaryota; Metazoa; Arthropoda; Insecta; Hymenoptera; Formicidae
Product: cytokine receptor-like
Exons: 9
Coding region: 146-2260 (704 amino acids)
Molecular function (GO): protein binding
Source: RefSeq, a predicted model, not a curated record